AUGUCUCUUCGUAUUGCACCUGAAACGCAUACUGAAAAAGUAACAAGCACUUUAAAUACAACACACGCUGAAUUUGGUGGUCAUGAUGCUAUGCGUUAUGGUACUCGUUCUAUCAAAUCUGAAUGGGAAACAACACAAUGGGAACUCAAGUUGAAUUUAGCUCGUCAAGCUUAUGGUAUGCAUGCCCCUAUCAAGAUGAUGAUGGAAAGAAGUUUGAUUGAAAAGCGUCAACGUAUGCCUGCUAUUCCUUCUUCAAAUUUACAUUUAGAUAUCUUGACAGGAAGAGAUGAGACUAUUGACUAUGAAGAUUUCCUCAACAAUCCUGCUGAAUCCACGGAUAUGUUGGAUAUUCAUGCAAGCAUGGAACAAAAGCUUCGUUUGAAGGUUUAA
Molecule: messenger RNA, 390 nt
Organism: Gilbertella persicaria
Lineage: Eukaryota; Fungi; Mucoromycota; Mucoromycetes; Mucorales; Choanephoraceae
Product: proteasome maturation factor UMP1-domain-containing protein
Exons: 5
Coding region: 1-390 (129 amino acids)
Biological process (GO): proteasome assembly
Cellular component (GO): cytoplasm; nucleus
Source: RefSeq, a predicted model, not a curated record